Merops nubicus (carmine bee-eater) is the source of this 637-nucleotide messenger RNA. It is a transcript of the gene UTP11, whose product is annotated as UTP11-like, U3 small nucleolar ribonucleoprotein (yeast). Gene Ontology annotation, biological process: rRNA processing. Gene Ontology annotation, cellular component: small-subunit processome; nucleolus. NCBI's taxonomy places the organism in Eukaryota, Metazoa, Chordata, Aves, Coraciiformes, Meropidae. The transcript is spliced from 6 exons. The annotation marks the transcript as partial. The record is from RefSeq and is a predicted model, not a curated record.
UGACUAUCACAAGAAACAGAAUGCCCUCAGAGCACUUCAAAAGAAAGCUCUGGACAAGAAUCCAGAUGAGUUCUACUUUAAAAUGAUACGUUCUGAGCUCCAGGAUGGAGUUCAUGUAAUAAAGCAACCAAAGGAUGAAGUGACCCCUGAACAGGUGAAGCUGAUGAGGACACAGGAUAUUAAAUACGUGGAAAUGAAAAGAGUGGCAGAAGCCAAGAAAAUCGAGCGGCUGAAGUCUGAGCUCCAUCUGCUGGAUGCCGAGGGGAAGAGUCCCAACAAGCACGUGUUCUUCGUGGACACCAAGAGAGAAGUUCAAGAGUUUGAUAUUGCAACUCACCUGGAUACUGUUCCAGAGCUCGUAGGUAGAGUGUACAACCGACCGACCAUUGCAACCCUGCAGAAAGAGACUCUGAAAGGAGCUACUGAUCCUGCCCACUUAAAGAAAUUGGCCCAGCAAAGGAAGAAUCAGUAUGACCUCCUGAAGCAGCGCAUCGAAAGAGAAAAGGCCCUCUUUGUUGUGGCACAGAAAAUCCAGACACGUAAAGAUCUUUUGGACAAAACUCAUAAAGUAAAGGUGAAGAAAGAGACAACAAAUAGUCCAGCUAUUUACAAAUUCAAGUUCCAGCGGAAACGUUGA